AUGCCCGACCGAACACAGGGACCAGACGCGCCGGAAGCCUUCCGCUGCGAUCUGCUUCACGACGCCCUGCGGCCUCUCUCCGAGGCCGCCCUGGAGCGCCAGAGGUCGCUGGAGCGGGCCGCGGACGAGGCGUCCGCGGAGUGGGAUGCCAGGCUCGCGCAGCUGGACCGGGAUCGGCGUCGUCUGGAGCAGGAUCUGCGGAAGCUGGACGGCGGGCCGGGCCCACGGGCGGGGCCCAGCGCGAGUGCGGAGCUGCAGGACACGGAGCGGCGGCUGCGGGCCGCCGUGCGGCGCUCCGAGGCGGAGGCCGACCAGGAGCGCGCGGGGCUGCUGCGGGAGGGCGCCGAGCUCGAGGGCCAGGAGGAGCACCUGGCUCGCCGCCGCGACGCGGCGCUGACGCGCACGCGGGGGCUCUUCGAGGAGGUUCGCCAGAUGGAGGCUGGCAGCAGGCAGCACGAGGACCGCGCCGAGGCCGAGCUCGAGGCCGAGGCCGCGGAGGCCGGGGCGCGCCUGGCGGCCGUGGAGGCGGAGGUCGCCGGGCUGCGGAGCGAGGCCGCGGAGCUGCGCGAGUCGGCGGCGACCCUGUGGGACGCGGAGGCGCAGCUGACGAGCCUCGGCGAGGGGCUGAGGCACCAGCUGAGGGUCCGGAAUGACAAAGAGGAGGCCCUGACCAGCCCUGUGCCCAGCGUGGCCUGCCCCGACUCGGCGGGCAGCUUCUCGGACGCGUGCGCGGCCAUGCACGCGACGAAGCUACGGCGGUACGCGGCGGUGGUCCCCGAGCUCGCGGACGAGGGGGUCGAGUACCGGCCCCUCAUCUGGAGCUGCUGGGGCCGCCCCCAUGGCGAUGCGAGCGCCGCCAUCCACUCCAUGGCGGCAGCCGCGUCGCGCCGCCGGGGCGUGGCAGCUCUAGAGGUGCUCGCGCGCCGGGCCAAGACGCUGGCUGGCAUCCAGCUCUGGCGCAGGGCGGCUGCCAUGGUGGCCGCGUGCGUGCCGACGGCGCCGGCCGCCGACGCAGCGGAGCUGAUCCCUGCAGCGCGCGAGCGCCGCCUGGGCGAGCUGGGGAUGGCCGGCGCGGCGGGCGCCGAGCAGGAGGAGGACGCGGAUAAAGGCGAACGCGGGCCGGACGUGGAGCUGGCGGCGGCAGAAGCCGGCGUUCGCGCGCUGGACGCGGGGCCACCGGCGGCGGCGAGCGCCGCGGGGGCGGCGGCAGCGGCGGCGGCGGGGACGGCUGCCAGGGAGACGGCGGCUGCAGCUGCCGGGCCGGCCGGCGCCAAGGGCGGUCGCGCGCCAGACGCGGGGCCACCGGCGGCGGCGGGCGCCGCGGAGGCGCGCGGGGCUGGUAGCGGGCAGGAGGAGGACGCGGAGGAAGGCGAACGCGGGCCAGACGUGGAGCUGGCGGCGGCAGAGGCCGGCGCUCGCGCGCUGGACGCGGGGCCACCGGCGGCGGCGAGCGCCGCGGGGGCGGCGGCAGCGGCGGCGGCGGGGACGGCUGCCAGGGAGACGGCGGCUGCAGCUGCCGGGCCGGCCGGCGCCGAGGGCGGUCGCGCGCCAGACGCGGGGCCACCGGCGGCGGCGGGCGCCGCGGAGGCGCGCGGGGCUGGUAGCGGGCAGGCGGCGGCAGCGGCGGCGGCAGCGGCGGCGGCGGGGGCGGCUGCCGGGGGGGCGGCGGCUGCUGCAGGGCCGGCCGGCGGGGCCAGCGCGGGCGGGCCAGCGCCGGCAAGGGGCCCCGCGUGGUUAUUCGCGGCCCUACAGGCCGUCUACGGCCCAGGGCCGCCGGGGUCGAAGAGCACGAAGUGUGUGACUGUUUACGAGUGCGGCGGCAGCCGCGGCGGCAGCCUGUCCGGGUCCCGCCCCGACGCGGCGGGCGCCGAGCAGGAGGAGGACGUGGAGGAAGGCGAACGCGGGCCAGACGUGGAGCUGGCGGCGGCAGAGGCCGGCGCUCGCGCGCUGGACGCGGGGCCACCGGCGGCGGCGAGCGCCGCGGGGGCGGCGGCAGCGGCGGCGGCGGGGACGGUUGCCAGGGAGAUGGCGGCUGCAGCUGCCGGGCCGGCCGGCGCCGAGGGCGGUCGCGCGCCAGACGCGGGGCCACCGGCGGCGGCGGGCGCCGCGGAGGCGCGCGGGGCUGGUAGCGGGCAGGGGGACCUGCCCGACCUGGCUGCAGACCUCGUGGUGCCCAGACGGGGCCCCGCCGUUCUCGGCUCGCGCACGCUGCCUGUGGCGGCGUCUCCACGGCGCCCCGACGUACUCUGCCGGGCGUUCCCUCCCGGUUGUAUUUGGCGGGUCACGGUCUUGACAGCUGUCAUUAUGGCGUUGCUGAAUUUUGUCACGAUCAUGGCGGUACACCAUUUAGUUGAUUGGAAGUGGACACAGAUGCAGGACAAGAUCAGAACAUGGGGGCUGUUCGCUGGCGUCUGCUGGCUGACGUUGAUUUGCACUGGCUUCGCCACGGUCUGCACGCUCAUCGUGCACAUCGUCUCCCCUUCGGCAGGGGGCUCAGGGGCGCCCGAGAACAAGUGCUGGCUGAACGGGACGAAGGAGAUUCGCACUAUGUUCACGGGGCGAAAUCUUUUCGUACGCGCUGUGGCCGUCAUCCUUUCAAAUUCCACCGGCUAUCCGGUGGGUCGCGAAGGCCCGACAGUGACGAUGGGAAGCAACGUUGCCUUCAUCAUCACGCGAUGGGUCUUCGAGACUUUCGGGCCGCUGCGGGCUGGACAGCGUGGUAUACCGCCGCGGAUGAGAACCACCAGCAACUUGAGCAUCGACCUCGAUGGGAACGACGAGGAACGGGACACCACGAGCAGGCACACUCGGUUUUCGUCUCCCUGGAAGAGACGCAACUGGCGCACGCCCAGCGCAUGGCUGGUGCAGUGGGAGGGGCUUGCGCCAUGGCGAUGA
Molecule: messenger RNA, 2895 nt
Organism: Prorocentrum cordatum
Lineage: Eukaryota; Dinophyceae; Prorocentrales; Prorocentraceae
Source: the annotation of a GenBank genome assembly